UGUUGCGCUACCUGUGUGUUAUCCAGGAUUAUACUCAGGGCAGUCAUUCCUUUUAUUUGAAAGAAGAUCGUACAAUGGCGGGUUUGUAUCCGUACUCCAUACAUGCUGGAAAACGGAAGCGUCCCUCCACAUUCAAGGAGGCAACACGGGAGUGACACGUGAAGCAGGCGUUGUCCAGCGCCAACAAAGGCAAAUGCAGACCUCCGAAUUGAGCAUCCAGUGCCAAAAUCUUCAGCCAGUGGGCAUCCCGCCUCACCCUGCUGUUUCAGCCAGGCCUGCAUCGUGAACGACGCCGACUCUUGUCUUUCUUGCGUCUCUUUUCUUGUACCUUGCUUUUCCUUUUGUCCGCUCUUUUCUUAUCUGGCCUCUUCGCUCUUUCCUACCCGCCCUCUUCGGCGUCCACUUUCUCUGCCAACAAACAGUCAACGCGUCUAACCUGCCAAGGACGGCCCCGCUCCCCGACAUGGUGUUGCACUCGGACAUGGACCCGGGCAAGGGUCCGGAAAACCCGGUGCGGCCCGAAGCGGAGACCGAGCUGGAGGCCGGAGACAUCCCGUCGACCCAGGAGAUUGAUUUUGUCACGCUCGGCAUGUUCAUUAUUGAUGAAAUCGAGUUUAUCCCGCCCAAACCCCCAGUCCAUGAUGUCCUCGGCGGUGCCGGCAGCUAUUCGGCCCUGGGCGCCCGCCUCUUCUCGCCACCGCCUUCCUCCAAAACGGUCGGUUGGAUCGUCGACCAAGGCUGCGACUUCCCGCCCUCCAUCACGGUCCAGAUCCAGACCUGGCAGACCUCGGCCCUCUUCCGCCACGACCCGUCCCGGCUCACCACCCGUGGAUGGAACGGCUACACCGACGCCUCGGAGCGCCGCGCCUUCCGCUACACCACCCCAAAGAAGCGUCUCACCGCCAUGGACCUGACCCCGCCUUUACUCUUCGCCAAGGCCAUCCACCUCAUCUGCAGCCCGCGCCGGUGCCAGGACCUCGUCGCGUCCAUCCUCGCCCGCAGGCGGGACGCCGACCCGGACGGCGACCACCCGCGCCCGCUCCUCAUCUGGGAGCCCGUGCCGGACCUGUGCACGCCCGACGAGCUGCUCAAUUGCACUAACACGCUGCCCCUCGUCGACGUGUGCUCGCCCAACCACGCCGAGCUCGCCGGCUUCAUGGGCGGCGACGGCCUGGACCCGGACACCGGCGGCCUCAGCGUCCAGGCCGUCGAGCGGAGCUGCGAGCAGCUGCUGGCGAGCAUGCCACUGCAGAGCUACACGCUCGUGAUCCGGGCCGGCGAGAAGGGGUGCUAUAUCGCGCGAAACGGCGGGCGCAAGAAGAAGGUUGCUGCUGCUGCAAGUGAUGAGGUGGAUGGUGAUGGAGGUGAGGGCAGGAACAGACUGAAGAAGAAGAAGAAGGAGUAUGUCCGCGGUGGGCUCAGGCCCGACACCGACAUGGAGGCGCUGUUUGCCGGGUUGAUGCAGGACGAUGAGGGGCGUGUGGCGAGGGAGGAGAUCGAAAUCGAUCCCGGGCUGGAGAAGUGGGUGCCUGCCUAUUACGGCGAGGGGUAUGCCGGAGAUGAGGCGGAGAAAGUGGUUGAUCCCACCGGAGGUGGUAAUACAUUCCUCGGUGGGCUGGCGGUGGCUUUGGCGAGGGGAAAGUCGAUUGAAGAGGCGUGUGCCUGGGGACAUGUGGCGGCGAGUUUUGCCAUUGAGCAGGUCGGCUUUCCCGUGUUAGCUGUGGAUGAGGACGGAAGGGAGACUUGGAACGGCGUGAGGAUAGACGAGAGGCUGCGUGAGUUUCAAGAGCGUCUGUAAGUUGGAGGAUGGUAGGUAAUAUUAGAGACUCAAGCGCAUUGGAUAUUGCAGAAUUUGGCUUGACAGACCCGUAGAUAGGUGUCCUAAUAGACUAGCAACCAAGCGGCAUGACCAUG
Molecule: messenger RNA, 1914 nt
Organism: Parathielavia appendiculata
Lineage: Eukaryota; Fungi; Ascomycota; Sordariomycetes; Sordariales; Chaetomiaceae
Product: Ribokinase-like protein
Exons: 3
Coding region: 464-1798 (444 amino acids)
Source: RefSeq, a predicted model, not a curated record